CCUCUCUCUCCCUCCCUCUCGUGCGCGCCCACGCUCGGCAGGCAGCCAUGGGCACGUCGGGGUCCAAGGGCAUGGACGGCGUCGGGGGCGUCGGCGCGGCGGCGGCGGCGGGCGGCGCCGGAAUCCAGGACGAGGACGGCGUCGGCGGCGCGGGGAUGGAAUCGUGGCACGGCGGCGCGCAGCUCUACGUGUCGCUCAAGAUGGAGAACGCGCGGAUCAUCGGCGACCUCGUGCCGCACGUCUACGGAUCCGAGCCCAUCAUCGGCUCCUGGGACCCCGCCCGCGCUCUCGCCAUGGAGAGGGAGCUGGCGUCCAUGUGGGAGCUCAGCUUCGUCGUGCCGCCGGACCAUGAAACACUCUACUUCAAAUUCUUGCUCAAGCCCAAGGACGCGGAGACGCCAUGCGUCAUCGAGGAAGGACCCACGAGGCUUCUAACCGGAGGCAUGCUCGAGGGUGAUGUGAGGGUUGCAAACUUCAGGCUUAAUGGAGACGAUGAGGUGCUUGAGUUCAGGGUGUUCAACAAAGCGGACAUUGUUUCUCCGCUUGAACUUGCCGCGAGCUGGAGGGUAUACAAGGAAAACUUCCAGCCUUCCCAGGUCCGGGGAAUCCCAGACGUCAGUAUAAACGUUGCACCUGCUCAUGCAACCGAGGACGGAUCUGGUUCUAGUUUGGAGCUUGACUUGGAGCAUUAUGUUGUUCCAACACCAACUGCACCACCAACUGAAUAUGCUGCAAACCUUGCUGCAACCCCUGCAUCCUUAAUUCAACCUGGAGCCUUGUGGACAAAUGAUAUGCUUCUUAGUGAUGGCAUUCAGAGUCCAAGCAGUGCUUCUGCAGAUUUUCGAGAUCAUAGUUACCAUAAUAAGGAUAUUGAGGCCUCGGUAGCAGAUUCUUCUAAGAAGUUACAAGUUUGUGGAAUGGUAGAGUCCAAAUCAGUUGGUACCUUAAUACCAUUGCAAAAGCAGGACAGGCAAAAGGGGCUUUAUGUUGACACGGGUGUUGUCUCUCCUAAGCUUGGCAAAUCAUUUAGUGCAUGUGCCCUGGCAUCUGGCCUUAGUUUUGCAUCAACAAAGGCCAUGCCAGAAGCAGCCGGAGCUGUUGCAGCUGCAGCUGUAGCUGAUAGGUUGCAUGGAUCAAAGGAGGAUCGGAAACUGGCUAUUGUUUUGGUUGGCCUACCAGCUCGUGGUAAAACAUUCACCGCAGUUAAGCUUACAAGGUACCUUCGUUGGCUAGGUCAUGAAACAAAACAUUUCAACGUUGGAAAGUACCGCCGUCUGAAGCAUGGAGCAAAUCAGUCUGCAGAUUUUUUCCGUGCUGAUAACCAACAGGGGAUUGAGGCACGUAAUGAGGUAGCUGCAUUAGCAAUGGAAGAUAUGAUAGACUGGAUGCACGGAGGAGGUCAGGUUGGUAUAUUUGAUGCAACAAACAGCACAAGAAAAAGAAGAUAUAUGCUAAUGAAGAUGGCUGAAGGGAAUUGUAAGAUAAUAUUUCUGGAGACGAUAUGUAAUGAUCGGAACAUAAUCGAAAGGAAUGUACGCCUGAAAAUUCAGCAGAGUCCUGACUAUGCUGACCAGCCGGAUUAUGAAGCUGGUUUGCAGGAUUUCCUUGAACGCUUGACAAAUUAUGAAAAGGUCUAUGAGCCAGUGGAGGAAGGUUCUUACAUAAAAAUGAUUGAUAUGGUAAAAGGGCAGGGUGGUCAGUUACAGGUGAACAAUAUCAGUGGCUACCUUCCUGGGCGCAUUGUCUUUUUCUUGGUGAACUCCCAUCUUGCGCCUCGGCCUAUUUUGCUUACCAGGCAUGGUGAGAGUUUACACAAUGUUAGGGGAAGAGUUGGUGGUGACACAGUCCUGAGUGAAAAUGGAGAGCUUUAUGCAAAGAAACUAGCGAACUUUAUCGAAAAGCGCCUCAAAUCUGAGAAAACUGCAACUAUUUGGACCAGCACUCUGCAGAGAACAAUUUUGACAGCAACUCCAAUUGUUGGAUUCCCAAAGAUACAAUGGCGUGCUCUUGAUGAGAUAAAUUCUGGGGUAUGUGACGGGAUGACCUAUGAAGAGAUAAAAAAAAUUAUGCCUGAGGAAUAUGAGUCACGCAAAAAGGACAAGCUGAGAUAUCGCUACCCGCGUGGGGAAUCUUACCUUGAUGUGAUUCAGAGGUUGGAGCCUGUCAUUAUCGAACUUGAACGCCAGCGUGCACCAGUGGUUGUUAUAUCCCACCAGGCUGUAUUGCGAGCCCUGUACUCAUAUUUUGCUGACAGGCCUCUAAGGGAAGUUCCAGACAUGGAGAUGCCACUUCAUACAAUAAUCGAGAUACAAAUGGGCGUUACCGGUGUCGAGGAGAAGAGGUACAAGCUCAUGGAUUGAGAAUCGGUACACAGAUAGGCUCACAAGAACAACCAGUUUCGAUUCCGCUAUUCCAGGUACGACCAUACAGAUGAUACAAUUAACUGGUUACCCUUUUUUUUUGGUCCGGAUGGCGUAAAACUAACCCCUCCGGUGUAAAGUAUUCGACCAACAAACCUUGGUCAUUGUAAAAUAAAAUAUAUACUCCUAAUAAGGAAUUGUAAAAAAUAAUACAUACUAAUGGAGUGGUAAUAAGGAAGAUAUGCAGAUUAUCCUGGUA
Brachypodium distachyon (stiff brome) is the source of this 2619-nucleotide messenger RNA. Its product is annotated as 6-phosphofructo-2-kinase/fructose-2,6-bisphosphatase. Gene Ontology annotation, cellular component: cytosol. The record is from RefSeq and is a predicted model, not a curated record. Lineage: Eukaryota; Viridiplantae; Streptophyta; Magnoliopsida; Poales; Poaceae. Gene Ontology annotation, molecular function: starch binding; ATP binding; 6-phosphofructo-2-kinase activity. The transcript has 23 exons. Gene Ontology annotation, biological process: fructose 2,6-bisphosphate metabolic process; fructose metabolic process. The coding region runs from base 48 to 2360 and encodes 770 amino acids.